GCGCGCUCCGGCCCCUCCGCGGCCACACAAAGGCCCGUCUCCAUGGCAGCCGCGCUGGCCUCAGCGCAGCGCCGAUCGCGGCACGGGCGCCAUCGAGCCUCGGCGGCAGACAAGCAGAGGAUCUCCAUGCUGGCCUGGAGCAGAGACUGAGCUGGACUUCUGGAGCCUGGACGGCCUCAGUUGCCCGCGGAGACGAGCGGAGUCUGCGGUGGCAGAGGCCCGCCUCCGCCCAGGAUCUGCACAGUCUGCGCGCGGUCCUGUGAACUCUUCCUGUCUUUGACCAAAGGCACCAUCUCCUCCCCGACCUGAUCACCUCGUCUUGGGUGCCAGGGGCAAUGGCGCUGCAGCUCUGGACCCUGACCCUCCUGGGCCUGGCGGGCACAAGUGCAAGCCUGCGGUCCCGCAAGCUGGACUUCUUCCGCAGCGAGACAGAGCUGAACCACCUGGUGGUGGACGAGGUGUCGGGCGUGGUGUACGUGGGGGCGGUGAACGCGCUCUACCAGCUGAGUGCCGACCUGCAGCUGGAGCAGCGGGCGGCCACGGGCCCGGCCCUGGACAACAAGAAGUGCACGCCGCCCAUCGAGGCGAGCCAGUGCCACGAGGCCGUGCAGACUGACAACGUCAACCAGCUCCUGCUGCUCGACCCCUCCCGGAACCGCCUCAUCGAGUGCGGCAGCCUCUUCAAGGGCAUUUGCGCCCUGCGUUCCCUGAGCAACAUCUCCUCGCUCCUCUUCUACGAGGAUGGCAGUGGCGAGAAGUCCUUCGUGGCCAGCAACGACGAGAGCGUGGCCACCGUGGGGCUGGUGAGCACAACGGGCCCAAGCGGCGAGCAUGUGCUCUUUGUGGGCAAGGGCAACGGGCCCCACGACAACGGCAUCAUUGUGAGCACGCGCCUGCUGGACCGGACGGAGGGCAGGGAGGCCUUUGAGGCCUACACGGACCACGCCACCUACAAGGCCGGCUACCUGUCCACAAACACACAGCAGUUCGUGGCUGCCUUCGAGGAUGGCCACUACGUCUUCUUCGUCUUCAACCAGCAGGACAAGCACCCGGCCCGGAACCGCACGCUGCUGGCGCGUAUGUGCAAGUACGACCCGUUCUACUACUCCUACCUGGAGGUGGACCUGCGCUGCCUGGGCCCCGACGACACCCGGGUCCCCGCCUUCGGCACCUGCCUGGCGGCCUCCGUGGCCCGGCCAGGCGCCACUGGGGUGCUCUACACUGUCUUCAGCACAGAUGGCCGGGGUGGCGGGGGGCCACGGGCGGGCCUCUGCCUGUUCCCACUGGACGAGGUCCACAGCAAGAUGGAGACCAGCCGCGACGCCUGCUACACGGGCACCCGGGAGGCGGGCCGGGACACCUUCUACAAGCCCUUCCACGGCGAGAUCCAGUGUGGUGGCCACGGGUCGGGUGCCAGUGAGAGUUUCCCGUGUGGCUCAGAGCACCUGCCCUACCCGCUGGGCAGCCGAGACGGACUCUCAGCCGUAGCCGUGCUGCACCGUGGAGGCCUGAACCUGACAGCUGUGACAGUGACGACCGAGAAUGGCCACACCAUCGCCUUCCUGGGCACCUCGGACGGCCGGGUCCUCAAGGUGUACCUCGCUCCAGAUGGCAGCUCCGCGGAGUAUGGCUCUGUCCUUGUGGAGAUCAACAAGAGAAUCAAGAAGGACCUGGUGCUGGCCGCAGACCUGGCCAGUCUGUACGCCAUGACCCAGGACAAGGUGUUCCGGCUCCCCGUGCAGGAGUGUGAGAGCUUUUCCACCUGCGCCCAGUGCCGCAGCUCACAGGACCCCUACUGCGGCUGGUGUGUCGUCGAGGGACGAUGCACCAGGAGGGCUGAGUGCCCGCGGGCUGAAGAGAGUAGCCACUGGCUGUGGAGCCGCAGUGAGGCCUGCGUGGCCGUCACCGAGACCCAGCCGCAGAACAUGAGCCGCCGGGCGCAGGGAGAGGUGCACCUGACCGUCAGUCCCCUCCCAGCCCUGAGCGAGGAGGACAAGCUGCUGUGCCUCUUCGGUGAAUCACCGCCACACGUGGCGAGCAUGCAGGGGGGCGCCGUGGUCUGCAACUCCCCGAGCAGCAUCCCCAGCACGCCGCCUGGCCAGGAUCACGUGGCUGUGACCAUCCAGCUUCUCUUCAAACGCGGCAACGUCUUCCUGACCUCCCACCUGUACCCCUUCUACGACUGCCGAGUGGCCAUGAGCCUGGAGGAGAACCUGCCGUGCAUCUCCUGUGCUAGCAACCGCUGGACCUGCCAGUGGGACCUGCGCUACCACGAGUGUCGGGAGGCCUCGCCCAACCCUGAGGAUGGCAUCGUCCGUGCCCACAUGGAGGACGACUGCCCCCAGUUCUUGAACCCCAGCCCGCUGGUCAUUCCCAUGAACCACGAGACGGCGGUGACCUUCCAGGGCAAGAACCUGGACACGGUGAAGAGCUCCUCCCUGCGCGUGGGCAGUGACCUGCUCAAGUUUGAGGAGCCAGUCAGCACACAGGAGCAAGGAACCUUCUCCUUUCGGACCCCAAAGCUCUCCCACGAUGCCAACGAGACGCUGCCCCUGCAUCUGUAUGUCAAGUCCUACGGCAAGAAUAUUGACAGCCGGCUCCAAGUGACCCUCUACAACUGCUCCUUCGGCCGCAGCGACUGCAGCCUGUGCCUGGCCGCUGACCCUGUCUACAGGUGUGUGUGGUGCAGCGGGCAGAACAGGUGUGUGUACGCGGCCCUGUGUGGUAACGCCACCUCCGAGUGCCCACCGCCCGUCAUCACCAGGAUCCAGCCUGAGACCGGUCCGCUCGGCGGAGGCAUUCGCGUCACCAUCCUUGGGUCAAAUCUGGGGGUCAGAGCAGACGACGUGAAGAGGGUCACCGUGGCUGGCCGGAACUGUGCCUUUGAGCCAGAACGCUACUCCGUGUCCACCCGGAUCGUGUGCACCAUCGAGGCUGCAGAGGCGCCCUUCACGGGGGGCGUCGAGGUGGACAUCAGCGGGAAGCUCGGCCAUUCGCCUCCCCAUGUCCAAUUCACCUAUCAGCAGCCCCAGCCCCUCAGUGUGGAGCCAAAGCAGGGGCCACAGGCGGGCGGCACCAUGUUGACCAUCAAUGGUACCCACCUGGACACAGGCUCUGAGGAAGACAUGCGGGUGACCCUCAAUGACAUCCCUUGUAAAGUGACGCAGUUUGGGGCACAGCUUCAGUGUGUCACCGGCCCCCAGGCGGCUCCGGGAGAGCUGCCCUUAAAGAUUUACUAUGGGGGCUCCGAAGUGCCCAGCCCUGGCGUCACCUUCACCUACCGUGAGAACCCAGUCCUGCGGGCCUUCGAGCCGCUGCGAAGCUUUGUCAGUGGUGGCCGGAGCAUCAACGUCACAGGACAGGGCUUCAGCCUGAUCCAGAAAUUCGCCAUGGUGGUCAUAGCCGAGCCCCUGCAGUCCUGGAGGCGGCGGCGGGAGGCCGGAGCCCUGCAGCCCGUGACGGUCGUGGGCAGGGAGUACGUGUUCUGCAGUGACUCCAAGGUCGUGUUCUUGUCCCCGGCUGUCCCCGAGGAGCCCGAGGCCUACAACCUCACAGCGCUCAUUCAGAUGGAUGGGCACCAAGCCCUGCUCAGGACUGAGGCUGGUGCCUUUGAGUACGUUGCUGACCCCACCUUCGAGAACUUCACAGGGGGCGUCAAGAAGCAGGUCAACAAGCUCAUUCACGCGCGGGGCACCAAUCUGAACAAGGCGAUGACGAUUCACGAGGCCGAGGCCUUCGUGGGUGCCGAGCGGUGCGUCAUGAAGACACUGACGGAGACCGAUCUGUACUGUGAGCCCCCAGAGGUGCAGCCCCCUCCCAAGCGGCGGCAGAAGCGGGACACGACCCACAACCUGCCUGAGUUCAUUGUGAAGUUUGGCUCCCGGGAGUGGGUGCUGGGCCGCGUGGAGUAUGACACGCGUGUGAGUGACGUGCCACUCAGCCUCAUCCUGCCGCUGGUCAUCGUGCCCAUGGUGGCCGUCAUCGCCGUGUCUGUCUACUGCUACUGGAGGAAGAGCCAACAGGCAGAGCGCGAGUACGAGAAGAUCAAGUCCCAGCUGGAGGGCUUGGAGGAGAGCGUGCGUGACCGCUGCAAGAAGGAGUUCACAGACCUGAUGAUUGAGAUGGAGGACCAGACCAACGACGUGCACGAGGCAGGCAUCCCCGUGCUGGACUAUAAGACCUACACCGACCGCGUCUUCUUCCUGCCCUCCAAGGACGGCGACAAGGACGUGAUGAUCACGGGCAAGCUGGACAUCCCUGAGUCACGGCGGCCCUUGGUGGAGCAGGCGCUCUACCAGUUCUCCAACCUGCUCAACAGCAAGUGCUUCCUCAUCAACUUCAUCCACACCUUGGAGAACCAGCGGGAGUUCUCGGCCCGCGCCAAGGUCUACUUUGCGUCGCUGCUGACGGUGGCGCUGCACGGGAAGCUGGAGUACUACACGGACAUCAUGCGCACGCUCUUCCUGGAGCUCAUGGAGCAGUAUGUGGUGGCCAAGAACCCCAAGCUGAUGCUGCGCAGGUCUGAGACAGUGGUGGAGAGGAUGCUGUCUAAUUGGAUGUCCAUCUGCCUGUACCAGUAUCUCAAGGACAGCGCAGGGGAGCCGCUGUACAAGCUCUUCAAGGCCAUCAAGCAUCAGGUGGAGAAGGGACCGGUGGAUGCUGUGCAGAAGAAAGCCAAAUACACCCUCAACGACACAGGGCUGCUGGGGGACGAUGUGGAGUAUGCACCCCUGAUGGUGAGCGUGAUCGUCCAGGACGAAGGGGUCGACGCCAUCCCUGUCAAGGUCCUCAACUGUGACACCAUCUCCCAGGUCAAGGAGAAGAUCAUUGACCAGGUGUACCGCACGCAGCCUUGCUCCCGCUGGCCCAAGGCUGACAGUGUGGUCCUCGAGUGGCGUCCUGGGUCCACAGCCCAGAUCCUGUCAGACCUGGACCUGACCUCUCAGCGGGAGGGCCGGUGGAAGCGCGUCAACACGCUGAUGCACUACAACGUCCGGGAUGGGGCCACUCUUAUCCUGUCGAAGGUGGGGGUCUCCCAGCAGCCUGAGGACAGCCAGCAGGACCUGCCUGGGGAGCGCCACGCCCUCCUGGAGGAGGAGAACCGGGUGUGGCACCUGGUGCGGCCAACGGACGAGGUGGACGAAGGCAAGUCCAAGCGUGGCAGCAUGAAGGAAAAGGAGCGCACCAAGGCCAUCACCGAGAUCUACCUGACCCGCCUGCUCUCGGUCAAGGGCACGCUGCAGCAGUUCGUGGACAACUUCUUCCAGAGCGUGCUGGCGCCUGGCCACGCGGUGCCGCCCGCAGUCAAGUACUUCUUCGACUUCCUGGACGAGCAGGCAGAAAAGCACGACAUCAAGGACGAGGACACCAUCCACAUCUGGAAGACCAACAGUUUACCUCUCCGGUUCUGGGUGAACAUCCUCAAGAACCCCCAUUUCAUCUUCGACGUGCACGUCCACGAGGUGGUGGACGCCUCCCUGUCGGUCAUCGCACAGACCUUCAUGGACGCCUGCACACGCACAGAGCACAAGCUGAGCCGCGACUCUCCCAGCAACAAGCUACUCUACGCCAAGGAGAUCUCCACCUAUAAGAAGAUGGUGGAGGACUACUACAAGGGGAUCAGACAGAUGGUGCAGGUCAGCGACCAGGACAUGAACACACACCUGGCAGAGAUUUCCCGGGCGCACACGGACUCCCUGAACACCCUCGUGGCCCUGCACCAGCUCUACCAGUACACGCAGAAGUACUACGACGAGAUCAUCAACGCCCUGGAGGAGGAUCCCGCCGCCCAGAAGAUGCAGCUGGCCUUCCGCCUGCAGCAGAUCGCGGCUGCGCUUGAGAACAAGGUCACGGACCUCUGACUGCGACCUCCACCGUCAUGGUCUCGGGACACAGGUGUGUGACACCCACUGCCGGGCGCUGGGCGGCCCCGGGGGAGCACGGCCAAGCGGGCAGGACUCAGCCCUUCUCUCUCUGGCAGAGGAAGAGCCCCCGGGCUUCCGAGUGUGUGCGUGGCAGGGGGGCCCCCACCUCAGCAUUUGUAGCCUCAUAGCACCCUUCUCCUGAGCAAUAGUGCCGGGCGCCCACCAGCACCAGUUCCCUCCUGCAGAACCAGCAUCGGGGGUGUCUCCUUCAAGCCUCCUGAGUGAUUCGAAAACGUGCCUUAUGUCCCCGGCGCCACGCUGGGUUGCUGGGGGCAGUCGGGCCUCAGCCCCCCUCCCCAGGCACCAGCAGCCGCCUCAGAUACCUGGGUUGGGCCUUUUGGGGUGAGGUCUGAGUGCCCUCGGCCCCCAGGACCUAGUGCCCAGACUCUGUCCGUCUGCCCUACCUGGACUGGGGCAGAAAAGUGGUACGAUGCCUUCCUGACCUCGCUGGCCUGCCCUGCGGGGCACUGGCACUCCCGGGGGACUCCGUGCUGCAGGCCCCACCUCAAAGGUCAAGCUGGACGUCAGACGUCGAGGCCCAGGCGGCCAGAAGGGACCCAGCAGACUGGGGAUCAGGGUCCCAGCCUGUCAGACAGGCUGACCUGGAGGCCCUGCCCAGGUCCGGGGGGCCGGGAGCAGCUCCGCCAGGACACCCGCAACCCUUUUUGUAAAUCUUGUUAAUUGUCAAUCAAAUACAGCUGUCUUUUUCA
Messenger RNA from Lagenorhynchus albirostris (white-beaked dolphin), 6634 nucleotides. It is a transcript of the gene PLXNB2, whose product is annotated as plexin B2. Gene Ontology annotation, biological process: semaphorin-plexin signaling pathway involved in axon guidance; regulation of cell shape; positive regulation of axonogenesis. Gene Ontology annotation, molecular function: protein binding; semaphorin receptor activity. Gene Ontology annotation, cellular component: semaphorin receptor complex. The coding region runs from base 336 to 5861 and encodes 1841 amino acids. NCBI's taxonomy places the organism in Eukaryota, Metazoa, Chordata, Mammalia, Artiodactyla, Delphinidae. The transcript is spliced from 38 exons. The record is from RefSeq and is a predicted model, not a curated record.